AUGCCCCCACGCUGUCGGGUGAGGAGCGAGCCCUUUCUGACGCCGGAGCGCCGGCUCGAGCUCCUUGAGAAGAUCCGCGCUAGGCGCGAAGCCUGGAUCGCCGCGGGGCUACCUCCGGAUGAAGUGGAUCUGAAGGAGGAGUUGGAGGAGGAGGAGGAGGAUGAGGACGAGGAAGAGGAGCAGGAGGAGGGGGAUGAGCCGGGGGAGGAGGGUGUGGGGGACGCUGACGACGGGGAUCUGCAGGCGGAGCAGCAGGCCAUCCUCGAUUCCCUCCAGUUGGUGUCGGCUGCGGAGGCAAGACGCCGUUGCCGGCACGAGAUGGAGGCGCAAGAGGCCGCAGACGAGGCGGAGAUGUUCACCUACAUGGAUGAGGUCGAGCAGGGGGAUUAG
This is a messenger RNA of Aegilops tauschii subsp. strangulata, 390 nucleotides long. NCBI's taxonomy places the organism in Eukaryota, Viridiplantae, Streptophyta, Magnoliopsida, Poales, Poaceae. The record is from RefSeq and is a predicted model, not a curated record.